This is a messenger RNA of Quercus robur (English oak), 351 nucleotides long. Its product is annotated as polygalacturonase inhibitor-like. The transcript has a single exon. The coding region runs from base 1 to 351 and encodes 116 amino acids. Lineage: Eukaryota; Viridiplantae; Streptophyta; Magnoliopsida; Fagales; Fagaceae. Gene Ontology annotation, molecular function: protein binding. The record is from RefSeq and is a predicted model, not a curated record.
AUGGACUUUGGCUCUAUUGAUUUGUCGCGAAACAAACUCGAAGGCGAUGCAUCUGUGGUUUUCGGAUCGAGCAAGACGACAGAGAUCGUGGACUUGUCGAGGAACUUGUUGGAGUUUAAUCUGUCAAAGGUUGUGCUCCCCAAGAGUUUGACUUCUUUGGAUCUUAACCACAAUAAGAUCUUUGGAGGUCUUCCUGUUGAGUUGACCAAAUUGAAUUUGCAAUACUUGAAUGUGAGUUAUAAUAGGCUUUGUGGUCAGAUUCCAGUGGGUGGUAAAUUGCAAAGCUUCGAUUAUUCGAAUUAUUUCCACAACCGGUGCUUGUGUGGCUCUCCACUUCCAAGCUGCAAGUGA